Molecule: messenger RNA, 1552 nt
Organism: Impatiens glandulifera
Lineage: Eukaryota; Viridiplantae; Streptophyta; Magnoliopsida; Ericales; Balsaminaceae
Exons: 9
Coding region: 146-1333 (395 amino acids)
Source: RefSeq, a predicted model, not a curated record
GCAGCCGACUGGAACCCUUCUCAGGUUGAAGAAAGCCGUCCGAGGAUUUCGUAAUUCUUCAAAAUCUUCACAUACUACGGCCAGGAUCUAGCCGUUUGUUCUAUCUAUAACCCACAUCUUGAAAUCAAGUUUUCUUGGUUCUCUCAUGGAAUCUCUUUCAAGCUCGAUUUUCAUAUCCGGGUUUUCGGAGGCGGCGCAUCCACACCUGCAACCCAUUUACUCCUCUUCUGUCAAAACCCUGUAUAAGUUUAAUAAAUCUCGUCUGAAGAUCGGUGAAUGUUCUCUUGCUACAACGUAUAGGCCUUGUGUCUCUCGUGUUGUUACAGCCCUUGCUCGUGGGAUAUCGGAUGAAGGAAACGAAGAAGAAGAUAGUCGGCUUGUUAAUAUUAAUGGUGUAAGUUUAGUUUCUGAAGGCGAUAAUGAUGCUGAUUCUUUUCCUGAGGGUAAUCAAGAACACAAUCUUGUAAAGGAAAGACAGUCAGAAACAUUGUUGAUGGCUACACCUGGAAGUAGUAGUACAAGAGCUGGGCUUUUCAGAACUCCAAUAUCUGGUGGAGUUCAGAGUGCUACUUCAGCUCAUGAUUUACAUAGACCAGCUUUAGCAGUUCGGAAUUUAAUGGAACAGGCUAGAUUUGGGGAUUUAUGCACAGUGAUGUCUAAGAUGCACCACAGGCGAGUAGGAUAUCCAUUUGGUUCUUUGGUUGAUUUUGCACCGGAUUCAAUGGGUCAUCCAAUAUUCUCGUUUUCUCCUUUGGCUAUCCACACUCGAAAUUUGUUAGCUGACCAGAGAUGCACACUUGUGGUGCAGGUACCUGGAUGGAGUGGUUUAUCAAAUGCAAGGGUAACAAUCUUUGGUGACAUCGUCCCUCUACCAGCAGAUCAACAGGAAUGGGCUCAUAAGCUAUACAUAACCAAACAUCAACGACUCCCUUCUCAGCAGUGGGGAAACUUUUACUACUUUAGGAUGCAGAAUAUAAGCGAUAUUUAUUUCAUUGGAGGAUUUGGGACAGUGGCAUGGGUUGAUGUCAAUGAAUAUGAAAAUCUUCAACCUGAUAAAAUUGCAGUAAAUGGUGAUGAACAAAAUCUGAAGGAACUAAAUACGAUAUUCUCAAAGCCACUAAAAGAGCUUCUCUCUAUGGAGACUGAGGUGGAUGAUGCUGCUUUUAUUUCGAUAGAUAGUAAAGGAACAGACAUAAGAGUUCGCGAAGGAGCACAGUUCAACAUACAGAGAUUAUCGUUUGAAGAAGAAAAUCCAGUAGAGACAUUGGAAGAAGCUAAGGCUGCCCUUUGGAAGCUAAUAAAUCGCGGUCGAAUCUUUAGCCUGCAAAAAUAGAUUCUUCGUUCUUCUUCAUUAAUAAUAUUAAUAUUUAAGCAAUAAAUUAUCAUUUUUUAAAUCAAAUAAUAGCUGCUACUGCCGUUUCCUUUUGUGAACUAUUUUUUUUUCUUCUACUUUUUGAACUUAGAGAAGUUGUUUCAAUUUGAUAAGCCAAUUAGACAUGUUUGUGUGUGACAUUCAAAAUUGAAGGUGUUUAUUUUAUUUUAUUUUAUUACA